AUGAUAAAAGAUGUCAAAGGAUUGGAUCUCUCAGUGGAUGAUUUGCCAGUGGAAAAAGCGCUUGGUAUGAUUUGGGAUGUAGAACAAGAUACUUUGUGCUUCCGUGUCAAACAUAAGGAUAAACCUGCUACAAAAAGAGGAUUGUUGUCAACUAUUAAAUCUAUUUUUGAUCCUCCUGGUUUCGGUCAGCCAGUUCUUCCACCUAUGAAAGUUUUGAUCCAAGAUUUAUGUAGGAAGAAAUAUGAUUGGGACGAUCCUAUUCCACAAGAAUUGAAGAAAGAAUGGUCAAAAUGGCUUUCUGAUUUACCAAAAUUAAAGAAUUUCAAUGUACCGAGAUGCUAUACACCAAAAGAUUUUGGUAAAAUAAUCGAUAUACAACUUCAUCAUUUUUCAGAUGCGUCUGAAAAGUCAUAUGGUGCCGUAUCCUACAUUACAAUUACAAAUACGUAUGAACAAGUUCAUUGUGCUAUUAUAAGUGGAAAAACCAGACUUGUCCCUUUAAAAUUAAAUGGUUCAACAAUACCGCGACUCGAACUUUGUGCAGCAACAAUUACUGCUAAAAAUGAUGCAUUUCUAAAAAAAGAACUCAAACUUCCAAUUUCGGCUUCAUAUUUUUGGACCGACAACAGGUUUCGUCUGAAGAAAGCUUUUGCCUGGAUAUUACAAGGUAGAAAUAUGUUGUUUCCAAAACUUAAUGCAAAUGAAUUGCCUUCUAACCUGCCUAAAGAAAAUCGUAUUCAACCACUUUCUGUUACUGAACUACGAAAUGCGGAAUUGGAGAUAAUCAAAUAUGAACAAUCAAAAUAUUUCGUUGAGGAAAUACGUUUGCUGUCAAAUAAUCAAGAAAUUCCAAAAUCAAGCACUUUGAUUUCGCUUCGUCCUUUUUUGAAAAAUGAUAUUCUUCGUGUCGGAGGCAGAAUCAAAGAUGCUCCAAUUAGUUAUGAUGCUAAGCAUCCAAUCGUUAUACCAAAAUGA
Messenger RNA from Styela clava, 975 nucleotides. Lineage: Eukaryota; Metazoa; Chordata; Ascidiacea; Stolidobranchia; Styelidae. The record is from RefSeq and is a predicted model, not a curated record.